This is a messenger RNA of Cercospora beticola, 1881 nucleotides long. RefSeq lists its product as uncharacterized. The record is from RefSeq and is a predicted model, not a curated record. Gene Ontology annotation, cellular component: SAGA complex. NCBI's taxonomy places the organism in Eukaryota, Fungi, Ascomycota, Dothideomycetes, Mycosphaerellales, Mycosphaerellaceae.
AGUCGUACUGUCGAACAGACAGACGAAAGCCGCGGCCAGGAUGUCUGCACGUAGCAGAGGUCGUGCAAAUCCCAAUCAGGAUGCCGACGAAGAGCGGCGGCUGUGGAAGGAGAUCAAGGACAAGGCGAAGGAUGUGGAUGUGAUGGUGGCGCGAUCAAAUGAGAUUGGGCAGGAGGUCCUCGAAGUAGAAACGCAACAAGCUGCGCUGCUAGAAGCAGACAAACCAAGCGAUGCGGCGCUCGACGAGAGGCUAGAGAAGCUCUACAGAGAGAAUGUCAAGCUCUGCGAAGAAGUAUCGCACAUCAUCGAAGGCAAGUCGAACGACAUGAACCUCCUCGACAGUAUCAAUAUUCUGGCUGGCCUCCGAGAAGCUUCCGAAGAAUCUGCCGCUCAGAUGCAAGCUGCCCAGUCGCACCGCUCUGCAAGUGGCAAGCUCUCGAGGGCACCUAAGAAAGGUGGGGCGAAGGGUGGCUCCGCUGUGACGGCGACUACUGAGGAUGUUGACGAGGUGUCUGCUGCACCGUCACCGAGAAUCAGUUUGGGCCCUCGCCUCACUGCGAAGGAGAAGACGUCAAGAUCUGGCAGCAUCGCUACCACUCGGGAGACUUCCGUGAAAAUUGAAGACGGUGCAGAGUCUGUUGCCAGCAGUGCAGACGGCACCUCCACCGCUACUGGACCCGUCAAAGGUUCUGCGAACAACAGACCUUCGAAUCGUCUCGUCUUAAAGCUCAAUGAAGUCGUGUUUUGUCGUCAUGACAUGAAGAACGCGGACCCCAAGAACCUUCCAGAGGGCGAAGGCAUACUCUGUCGUGUCACAGCAGUGAUAGGAGAAGGAAAGCAGCGCCGUUAUGAAGUGCAAGAUGCGGAUACUCUGGGAGAGCCACCGCCACCACAACGAGCAUCGGUCGCGCAGCUCCUUCAGAUUCCAGACUCUAACAAAGGGCUACCAGACCUGCCUGCAAAGAAGCAGGUCAUCGCGCAAUACCCAGAUACAACCACGUUUUACAAGGCUGAUGUCAGCGAACCUUGGAAAGCGAAAGACCUUGGCAAUGAAAAGGGAGAAAUGGUGCGCCUCAUCUUUCAGGAGGAUGUUGAGGCUCGUGAAGUUGAACGGCGAUUUGUGCUUCUAGAUGGCAAAUGAGCCGUGGUGUCUUGAGCGGAGCUUACGUCCAUGCCCUGCACCAUUGCUCCGUCCUCGUGGAAUUUAUUCCGGCGUAGGAAAGCGCUCACCUCCGAAGGAGAAACCUUCGUAGCUGCAGUAGCCCUCUGGUGGACAGCUGUUGAGGGAGCUGCGAGCAACCCAUCGCACCUCUCGUACCCAACAUCGACAGACACUUCGAUGUUCAAUUUGCAUCUCAACAAUAGAAAUAUCCACCGGGCACAAUUUCAAGGCUCAAUUGCUUCAGGGUAAAGCUAUAAGGUAUGUCAAGCUUGUCGCUUGCCAGAGAUUUACCUCUAUCUGCUGCGCUCGAGAGGUCUCCGCAGAUGAAGCUCAUGUAUGAUGUAUUGGCUGAUAGAUAUAAAGCACAUAAGUAUUGAAUCAUAUGCUGCAGCAUGGACGCGAAACAUCGACCUCCGAACUUCAGCGAGCAGAGCGGUGCCGAGCAUGAGCCCUCAUCCUCUGCGGGCUGUGCCCAAGCCGGAAAGUCCGACCACAAUGUCUCACCAGCGAACUGCACCCAGCCGUCUACGCUGAUUCGAGGUGACAGAGGAUCUCGAGCGUCCGAUGGAAUCGACCACUCCAGCAGGUAUGUGGAGAUAUCACGACGCCUGGCAUUGCCAAUGUCAAACGGGCUUGCCCAAUGAUACAGUCGGCAAUAUCAAGGUGACGGUCCGCAGUGCCGGAGAAGGGGCUGACAUCAGCGUCAGCGCUUCUCAGAA